UGGCACUUGGACACUUGUGGAUAAACAAACCAUGAAGAUACUAUAACAACUCUGGCCAUAAUGACUGUGUGAAGGUGGUCAUGGCUAACCUGGAAGAGCAGGAGGCUGCAGUGGAUGUAGCUGCUGGAUCUGGGAUUCAGCAUGGAGGUGUGGAGUCUCCAGCAGGUGAAGGAGAGACUAUAGCUGCACACAUAGAGCCUGCAGGGACAGAACAGACAAGCCCUGAAAAGAUAGAAGUGGUUUCUGUUGGAGAUGAGGACCUUCCAGCCUCUGACACCCCAUCCACUCUCAAUGCCAGUGCCCUUGAUACCCAUGACGGCAACCUGGCAGCAGAAAACAGUACUAAUAAACUGGCCUUUGAGACCACAGAAAGCAUGGAGUGUCAGCCUGAAGCCCCCAACAAUAUUCAAACACAGUCCUGUCCAGCAAUGCCUGUUACUAAAGUCCAGCCUUUCCUAUCAGAUGAUUUAGCAGAGGAGAAGACACUCCGAGGCCGUUUGUUUGCACGAAGGAUGGAGCUGUUAAUUGGCGCAUGUGCAUUACUGAUGGUUAUCCUUGUGCUUGGCAUUGGGCUGGGAGUGGGUCUGAGCUGUAUGGGGAAGUUCCGGUGUGGCUCAUCUCACUGUAUCAGCAGCUCUGCUCAGUGUGAUGGACACGUGGACUGUGAGCAUGGCGAGGAUGAGCUUGGCUGUGUGCGUGUAAGUGGGAAGAGUUCAGUUCUCCAGGUGCUGAGUGACGGAGUGUGGAGCACAGUGUGUUCAGAGGACUGGGACCAUGAGCUGGGUUUGUCUGCCUGCAAACAGCUUGGAUAUACUAGCUUUGUGCAAUCUGGUUCUCUCCCUCUCUCCAACAUUGAACAAGAUCUUCAGAGUAACCUGGUAUCAAUCAACCUGAGCGAGCCAAGUCCACUGCAUGCCGUCAAGAUACACAACGCAACCAGCCUGAGUAAAACUGAAUGCAGCUCAGGAGAAGUGAUUACUCUGAAGUGUUUGGAUUGUGGCUCCAGGCCUCAGUUCAGCACACGUAUCGUUGGGGGUAACCUGUCUCGAGAAGGCCAGUUUCCCUGGCAGGUGAGCUUGCACUUCCAGAGUGAACACUUGUGUGGAGGAUCUAUUGUAGCACCACGCUGGAUACUAACCGCUGCACACUGUGUUUAUGGCUUUGCCUUCCCACAGCUAUGGACGGUUCUUGUUGGACUUACAGAGCAGCCAGUCAGCGGGGCCAAGUAUCUUUCCGUGGAGAAGAUCAUUUAUCAUGCCCGGUACCGGCCUAAAGGCCUGGACUAUGAUAUUGCAAUGCUGAAACUAGUGGAGCCGCUUACCUUCAAUGGCUAUAUUGAGCCCAUCUGUCUGCCUAACUUUGGAGAAGAAUUUGAGGAUGGGAAGAUGUGCUGGAUUUCAGGCUGGGGGGCCACCGAGGAUGGGGGUGAAGCCAGUGUAUCUCUGCACUCUGCGAGGGUGCCACUUAUCUCCGCCAAAGCCUGCAGCCAGCCUGAGGUCUAUCAGGGCUACAUCUCCCCUGGCAUGAUCUGCGCUGGAUACCUGGAGGGAGGAACAGACUCCUGCCAGGGGGACAGUGGUGGUCCACUGGCCUGUGAGGACUCCUCUGUGUGGAAGCUGGUCGGGGCCACGAGCUGGGGUCAAGGCUGUGCUGAGAGAAACAAACCUGGAGUCUAUACACGCAUCACGCAGGCCCUCGCCUGGAUACACCAGCAAAUGGAGAGAGAAGAAACACUGAACCCCUCUCCAGUCAGUUCAGACAACUGAGACUGUGUGGAACAAGGAGGCUGUAUAUUUGCCAUUCAAACAAUGCUUCCGCAAGUCCUGGACCUCUUUCAUUCUGAAUGGACGUGUUAGUGAGAGUGUUACUGUAGAACCAUGGACAGAUUUGACUGUAGUCACUUAUGCACUCUAUGUCCAAAAGCAUCCAGUAUACAGAGUCUUCUAUUUAGUGAAUCUGAAACUCAUGCUCUUAAGAUGAUUUCCUGCCAAAAAAACCUGGCUCAGGCUUUAUAUCAACUUCCCACACAUGGCCUCAUAGCCUGGUUUGGCCUGGUCUUAAAGCAGAUGGUAGCACUUUACUUGCACCCUCCUUUGGAUCAGCAAAACAGCAUAUGACAUCUGCCAUGACAUGGUUAUGGCAGGGUUAUAUCAAUGCUAUGUUACAGGGUUAAGAAGUGUUAUCAUAGUGAUUCAUGUUGGGGGUGACAGUACACAACUUCAUCACAUCUUUACGGUACCACACAAAAGUAUAGGGAAAUCUUUAGAUCUCCAAUACCUGUGAGUACACUUGUACCAUGAGCAGGUAAAGGAUUUCUUCAGGAGCUUCCAGAAACCAUUUUUUCUUUCAGAUUUUGCCGUCUAGAACUCAGCCAAACCUUACUACUACUGCUGCUGCUUUUAUGUUAAACCAUAUAUCCACAAAUAUAUUUGGUAUACAUUGGCACUUUAAAAUAAGACUACCCUUCAAAUGGUUUAAAAAUGAGUUAAUUAAUGGUUAUGUAUUAUAGGUCAUAAAAACCUUAAAAUCAUUAAUAAGCGUUUACAUAUAAAUAAAAAGGGUAACAGUGACCUCUCGUUUGCCUAACAGUGAACCCUCAUGUAUACUGUCAAACAGAUCUUAUUUUGCCUUCUUCAGUUAGCAUUAAACCUUAAUCUACUAAGCAUUAAUCAGCUUAAUCACAUAUCCAUCUUCUUCAAAUAGAACAGCUCACUUUUGCCCUUUUUAUUAAUGUGUUAUAACAUAUAGCUUAUUAAAGAUUAAUGAAGUGUUUACAACCCAAUUAAUAUCCAUUAACAAACCAUUUUAAACCAUUUAUGAACCCUUUGUAAAGGUAGUCUUAUUUUAAAGUGGUGUAGAUAUUUAGAUGUUUUAUUUAAAUAAGAAUGAUUGGCGGGAGAAGUUUAGAUUUGGCCAACAUUUUAAACCAGUAUUCAUCUCUACUCUGGAUGAGCAGACUGUUUAGGUGACACUGGGCUACUGAGAAAUGUUCAUUUCUCUGUAACACUAAUCCCAGUGGAUCAGACUCAAUUUCUACAUUUUUAUAAACAUCCAUGUAUCAGUAUCAGUGAAUAUGUGGCAUCAGCCCACAGUUUCCAGAUCGGUGCAUCACCAAUACUUUAUCUGAACAAAUCUGUCUACAUAAAAAUGAGCACAGUAAUUGCAGUUUGAUUUUUCUUUACAUUUUGCUAAAUGUUUAAACACGUCUCCACUGAUCUCAAGAAAAAGAAAGCAUCUUAACAUUAUUUCUGUACUUUUUAUUCAUUAGAAAAACGUCUUUAAUCUAAUACAUAGACUGCCAUUAUUUAGAAUGGGCUGCCAACCAUAGAAAACAGUGUGACAAGAUUGAAACGUCAUGCUUGUGUCUUUUAACAGAAAGAUAUUUCAAACAAAACUACAUUUGAAUAGGUACAAGACAGUAAGAAGAGUGGUAGUGGUAGAAGUGGAAGACCCAUUCUAAGCAAGUGUUUUAACUUUGUAAACUGCUACAAAUUAGAAACUGUAUCAUCACUCCAUGUAAAUAAAUAAAAAGGUGUGAAUUUCACAUUUUGUUCUGUGAUUCUGGAGUGUGGAAUAUUCUUCCCUUUAAGGAGAAAUACGAUCUGUUUGCUAAGAAAUCUAUUCAUUCCAUUUUUACAUUCCCUUUCCUGCAAUGGGUUUAACUUUCUCACCUUCGCUUCACUAAAAAUGUUUAAGAGGUAAAAGCAAGUAUUUGUUUUUUGCCAAUGAUGGUAA
Molecule: messenger RNA, 3735 nt
Organism: Pygocentrus nattereri (red-bellied piranha)
Lineage: Eukaryota; Metazoa; Chordata; Actinopteri; Characiformes; Serrasalmidae
Gene: tmprss3a
Product: transmembrane serine protease 3a
Exons: 14
Coding region: 81-1766 (561 amino acids)
Biological process (GO): acrosome reaction; proteolysis
Cellular component (GO): membrane
Molecular function (GO): protein binding; serine-type endopeptidase activity
Source: RefSeq, a predicted model, not a curated record